AUAUAAAUAUUGGUCGCAGUAAAAAUUAAGUACUUAACAAAUAUAGUUCUUCGCUUUUGAAUGAUUGCUAAAAGUUGUACUCAUUGCGUCCGAGUGUUGUUCGCAAAUAAUAUAUAGUUGAACAAAAGUGACACGUGUGUGAAUCUCAUAAGUCAACGUUGCGAAAAUUAAUCAAACUUAUUGGGUACUGUACGCAGAGGAUAACAAUUCAAAAUGGAAGACGGCCACGCAAAAACCGUCGAACAAACUCUGAACUUCUUUGGCACAGACGGAGAACGCGGUCUAUCCGCUGAUCAGGUCAAGGCGAACCAGAAAAAAUAUGGACCUAAUGAAUUGCCGACUGAGGAAGGAAAGAGUAUUUGGCAACUAGUUUUAGAGCAGUUCGACGAUCUUCUGGUGAAGAUUUUGCUAUUGGCAGCCAUCAUUUCAUUUGUAUUAGCGCUUUUUGAAGAACAUGAAGAGACGUUCACUGCAUUUGUAGAACCUUUAGUCAUUUUACUUAUUCUAAUUGCAAAUGCUGUCGUUGGUGUUUGGCAAGAAAGAAAUGCCGAGUCAGCAAUUGAAGCACUCAAAGAAUACGAGCCCGAGAUGGGUAAAGUAGUUCGGCAAGAUAAGUCUGGUAUUCAGAAAGUGAGAGCGAAAGAAAUUGUUCCUGGAGAUUUGGUUGAGGUGUCUGUCGGUGACAAGAUCCCAGCUGAUAUUCGUAUUACUCACAUCUAUUCCACAACAUUGAGAAUUGAUCAGUCCAUCCUGACCGGUGAGUCAGUAUCAGUUAUUAAGCACACAGACGCUAUCCCAGAUCCUCGUGCUGUUAACCAGGACAAGAAGAAUAUCCUAUUCUCUGGCACAAAUGUUGCUGCCGGCAAAGCACGUGGCGUUGUUAUUGGAACUGGUCUCAUGACUGCCAUCGGUAAGAUCCGUAUUGAGAUGUCCGAAACGGAGGAGAUCAAGACACCAUUGCAACAGAAAUUGGAUGAAUUCGGCGAGCAGCUGUCUAAGGUUAUCUCCAUCAUUUGCGUUGCUGUCUGGGCCAUCAACAUUGGACACUUUAACGAUCCCGCCCACGGUGGAUCAUGGAUCAAGGGAGCCAUCUACUAUUUCAAGAUUGCUGUCGCCUUGGCUGUCGCUGCCAUUCCCGAGGGUCUACCCGCUGUUAUUACCACUUGCUUGGCUCUGGGCACACGUCGCAUGGCCAAGAAGAAUGCCAUUGUUCGCUCCCUGCCAUCUGUUGAGACUCUGGGCUGCACUUCGGUCAUCUGCUCUGAUAAAACUGGCACACUCACUACCAACCAAAUGUCCGUCUCCCGCUUGUUUGUCUUCGAUAAGGUAGAGGGCAAUGACAGCAGCUUUUUGGAAUUCGAAUGUACCGGAUCGACCUACGAACCAAUUGGUGAGCUCUUCCUUGGCGGCCAGCGUGCAAAGGCCAGCGAUUACGACACUCUGCAGGAAUUGGCCACCAUCUGCAUCAUGUGCAAUGACUCGGCCAUUGAUUACAACGAAUUCAAGCAGGCUUUCGAGAAGGUCGGUGAAGCAACUGAAACCGCAUUGAUUGUGCUGUCCGAGAAAUUGAAUGCUUUCAACGUUAACAAGUCCGGUUUGGAUCGCAGAUCAGCUGCCAUUGCUUGCCGUGGCGAGAUUGAGACCAAAUGGAAGAAGGAAUUCACUCUGGAGUUCUCACGCGAUCGUAAAUCCAUGUCCUCCUACUGCACACCAUUGAAGGCCUCUCGCCUGGGCACUGGUCCCAAACUGUUUGUCAAGGGUGCUCCCGAAGGUGUGCUGGAACGUUGCACACACGCUCGCGUCGGCACAUCCAAGGUUCCUCUGACAUCGGCACUGAAGAGCAAGAUUCUUGCUCUAACUGGCCAAUAUGGUACUGGACGCGAUACUCUACGUUGUUUGGCCCUUGCCGUUGCCGACAGUCCAAUGCGUCCCGAUGAGAUGGAUCUGGGAGACUCGACCAAGUUCUAUCAAUAUGAAGUGAAUCUGACCUUUGUCGGUGUCGUUGGCAUGUUGGAUCCUCCACGUAAAGAAGUAUUCGAUUCGAUUGUUCGUUGCCGUGCCGCUGGUAUUCGUGUCAUUGUUAUCACUGGUGACAACAAGGCCACCGCUGAAGCAAUCUGCCGUCGCAUUGGCGUCUUUACCGAAGACGAAGACACCACUGGCAAAUCGUAUUCUGGACGUGAAUUUGAUGAUCUGUCGCCUGCUGAACAAAAGUCUGCCGUUGCCCGUUCUCGUCUCUUCUCCCGCGUGGAGCCACAGCACAAAUCGAAGAUUGUUGAGUUCCUGCAGGGCAUGAAUGAAAUCUCCGCCAUGACAGGUGAUGGUGUCAAUGACGCUCCCGCUUUGAAGAAGGCUGAAAUUGGUAUUGCCAUGGGCUCUGGUACCGCUGUCGCCAAAUCUGCCGCUGAAAUGGUCUUGGCUGAUGAUAACUUCUCAUCUAUUGUAUCCGCUGUUGAAGAAGGUCGCGCUAUUUAUAACAACAUGAAGCAGUUUAUCCGUUAUCUGAUUUCAUCCAACAUUGGUGAAGUUGUUUCCAUCUUCCUAACGGCUGCUCUUGGUUUGCCUGAAGCUUUGAUUCCAGUUCAGCUCUUGUGGGUUAACUUGGUUACUGAUGGUCUCCCAGCCACUGCUCUUGGCUUCAAUCCACCCGAUUUGGAUAUCAUGGAAAAACCACCCAGGAAGGCCGACGAAGGUUUAAUCUCUGGAUGGCUGUUCUUCCGUUACAUGGCCAUUGGUUUCUACGUCGGUGCAGCAACUGUUGGUGCCGCCACUUGGUGGUUCUUGUUCUCGUCUGAGGGUCCAAGCCUAACAUACUGGCAACUCACUCAUCAUCUGUCCUGCUUGGGCGGUGGCGAGGAAUUCAAAGGUGUCGAUUGCAAGAUCUUCAGCGAUCCUCAUGCAAUGACCAUGGCCUUGUCUGUGCUCGUCACAAUUGAAAUGUUGAAUGCCAUGAACAGCUUAUCCGAGAAUCAAUCUUUGAUUUCAAUGCCUCCAUGGUGCAACAUGUGGUUGAUUGGUUCAAUGGCCCUUUCCUUCACUCUUCACUUUGUUAUUCUUUAUGUGGAUGUACUUUCUAACGUCUUCCAAGUGACACCGUUGUCUGCUGAGGAAUGGAUAACUGUGAUGAAAUUCUCAAUUCCUGUAGUUUUAUUAGAUGAAACAUUGAAAUUUGUUGCUAGAAAAAUCGCAGAUGGUGAGAGCAUGAUAUAUAAAAUGCAUGGGAUUGUGUUAAUGUGGGCUGUCUUCUUUGGCCUGCUGUACGCUAUGAUGCUUUAAGAAUAUAAUAAUUAUAAUCAUUAAGCCCAACAACAUCAUUAUUCUAAUUACUAGCAUAAAGUGUUACUAAAUAUAAAAAAAAAAGAAUUACCUAAAAGUAACGACUUUAACCACCACAACAAACAACAACAAAAACAACAUCAAGAACAACAUAGAUUUGAUUCCGAAUAUUACUAAAACUCACAAUAUUUUGAUAAGCGAUCAAGUUACCCCUUAAUUUAAAACCAACGCCGUGAACUGGUCAAUAGAUUAUGAGCUAACGAUUAAUUUAAUACGUUUACAUACAAUUUCUGUUCUGUUU
Drosophila innubila is the source of this 3577-nucleotide messenger RNA. RefSeq names its product calcium-transporting ATPase sarcoplasmic/endoplasmic reticulum type (gene SERCA). Gene Ontology annotation, biological process: calcium ion transmembrane transport; intracellular calcium ion homeostasis. Gene Ontology annotation, cellular component: membrane. Bases 214 to 3276 code for a protein of 1020 amino acids. The record is from RefSeq and is a predicted model, not a curated record. Gene Ontology annotation, molecular function: ATP binding; P-type calcium transporter activity; ATP hydrolysis activity. The transcript has 9 exons. Lineage: Eukaryota; Metazoa; Arthropoda; Insecta; Diptera; Drosophilidae.